UAAAGCAAAUGCGGAGGAAAAAAGACCGAUAAAGUUUCUGGCUACAAUACAAGAGACAUAUCAUUACCAUAUGAUCUAAUGUGGGUGUCAGCCGGAUUGUGUUCAUUGAGGGAAACCUUAUUUUUUAACUGUGCUAUGGAGUAGAAGCAGGAGGUUUUCAACCUAGUGACAGUCACUGAGCAGCACCUACCCCCUCCUCCUUUCCACACCUGCAAACUCUUUUGCUUGGGCUGAAUAUUUAGUGUAAUUGCAUCUCAGCUUUGAGGGCUCCUGUGGCAAGUACCCGGAUUAAAAGGUUCGUAGGUUGUGAAAAUAAUUGAGAUAAAUCAUGAAGGCGACCCUCAUCUUCCUCCUGCUUGCACAAGUUUCCUGGGCUGGACCUUUUCAACAGAGGGGCUUAUUUGACUUUAUGCUAGAAGAUGAGGCUUCUGGGAUAGGCCCAGAAGAUCGUGUUCCUGAAUUUGGAGAAAUGGAGCCCCUGGGACCUGUGUGUCCUUUCCGUUGUCAGUGCCACCUUCGAGUUGUGCAGUGUUCUGAUUUGGGUCUAGACAAAGUGCCCAGUGAUCUUCCACCUGACACGACACUGCUAGAUCUGCAAAACAACAAAAUAACGGAAAUCAAAAAUGACGACUUUAAGAACCUGAAGGACCUUCAUGCAUUGAUCCUUGUCAACAAUAAAAUUAGCAAAAUAAGCCCUGGAGCAUUUACACCUUUGGUGAAGUUGGAAAGACUUUAUCUGUCCAAGAAUCAACUGAAGGAAUUGCCAGAAAAAAUGCCCAAAUCCCUUCAGGAGCUUCGUGUCCAUGAAAAUGAGAUCACCAAAGUGAGAAAAGCGGUGUUCAAUGGAUUGAACGAGAUGAUUGUCAUAGAACUGGGCACCAACCCGCUGAAGAGCUCAGGAAUUGAAAAUGGAGCCUUCCAGGGAAUGAAGAAGCUCUCCUACAUCCGCAUCGCAGACACCAACAUAACCUCCAUCCCACAAGGCCUUCCUCCUUCCCUCACCGAAUUACAUCUUGAUAACAACAAAAUCACCAAAGUGGAUGCAGCUAGCCUGAAGGGACUGAAUAACUUGGCUAAGUUGGGACUGAGUUUCAACAGCAUCUCUUCUGUGGAAAAUGGCUCUCUGACCAACACUCCUCACCUCAGGGAGCUUCACCUGAACAACAACAAGCUUCUCAGGGUGCCUGGUGGGCUUGCAGAGCACAAGUACAUCCAGGUUGUCUACCUUCAUAAUAACAACAUCUCUGCAGUUGGAGCAAAUGACUUCUGUCCACCAGGAUACAAUACCAAGAAGGCUUCUUAUUCGGGAGUGAGUCUUUUUAGCAACCCAGUCCAGUACUGGGAGAUACAGCCAUCCACCUUCCGGUGUGUCUAUGUGCGCUCUGCCAUUCAGCUCGGAAAUUUCAAGUAACUCCCAAGAAAACCCUAAUUUUCAUAACCUGGCAAGAUUCUGUUCAUGCCAUUGCUAAAAAGAAAAAAAGAAAGAAAGCUAGAUAUUGGAAACUUAACUGUAUUGUGGAUGUUUUCCCACAUGACUUAUUAUGCAUAAAGCCAAAUAUGCAGUUUAAAUAAUUGCCUACAAUAAAAAUAAUUUGCCUGACAUUUUCAGAAUCAUUUUUUGAAGUUUUCUGUUGAUGUUAACUAAGCUACUAUAGGUAUUUUUAUUUCACCAAGUAUAAAAUUUGGAGUAACUAUAUAUGUCAAGAAUUUAAUAAAAUGUAUUCUUUUAAUUUUUAGAAGGAAUCAGAGUACCAGUCUUCUGUAAUUCAUAGGGCAAUUGGCUCUUUUGACCUAAAGUCAAAAGCGAAAUGCUAAUUCUGUAUUAAUCUGAGUUAUUAAUGGUAAAGCCUAAUUUGAAUAUGGAAAUUCAAUACAGGCUGUGUCAAAGUUUUGCUAAUGUCAUUAUUUUAAAGAAAAUAAAUUAAAAAUGCAUUCAAAAAUUGA
This is a messenger RNA of Marmota monax (woodchuck), 1944 nucleotides long. It is a transcript of the gene Dcn, whose product is annotated as decorin. Gene Ontology annotation, molecular function: protein binding. The record is from RefSeq and is a predicted model, not a curated record. NCBI's taxonomy places the organism in Eukaryota, Metazoa, Chordata, Mammalia, Rodentia, Sciuridae. The transcript has 8 exons. The coding region runs from base 329 to 1411 and encodes 360 amino acids.